Chara braunii is the source of this 2857-nucleotide messenger RNA. NCBI's taxonomy places the organism in Eukaryota, Viridiplantae, Streptophyta, Charophyceae, Charales, Characeae. The record is from the annotation of a GenBank genome assembly.
CUGGUUCACUUCCAUCACAACACCUGAGUCUCAACAUUCAGAGGGAAUCAUGCUUCGGGUUGAUAGAGCGGACAUGGAGCUGCACUCUCCAGUCCCCAAUCAGGGGCAAGGGUUAGAGCAGGGAGAUGGAGCCAUAGGGGCCAGGGUGGAUCAAGGCUUAGCAUGGGACAACAUCACGCCAUUUUGGGGGGCACGAUCAGACGCAGGUAGGGAUGAUCCAGCAAGCUCUAAUGCAACCCCAGGAGUUUCCCUUCAGUCCCAUCCUCCACAGGGAGGGGUAAGACAGGGAAAUCAGGCAGGAAGAGGCAGGGGACAGGGGGCAGGACAGGGUAGAUCUGCAGGUCCCUGGAACAAACCAGCAGGCCCCGGGGGAUGGUCGGACAAUGUUCGAGGCAGGGGUAAGAAUCAACGGCCAGUCACCCCCCAGUGCGAGUGGUGGCCGGUUGACAGUGACUCGGAUAGUGACAUGGACGAAGAGGAAGUAGCUGGUCACAAUGGAAUGAUGAUAGAGCAGGACGAUUCGGUGGCCAGUAAAACGAGCACGGAAAUAGUGGAAGAAGUCAGAACUUUGUUAGAUAAAUGUUUUGACAGACUUGUCAUUCCGGACAUGUCAAAAUUCGCUUCUUUCAAACGAGAAGGGGAUACAGUUACUAUGACGGUCUCCUCCAUCGUGGAACAAGCUCAGAAAGAUUGGAUGAGGGACCACGCCGUAGUAGUUUUUUUUCAGGGCACAUUCAAGUCGGUAUCAACAAAGAGAAAAGAGCAAUGCAUGAGGAAAUUUGAGGACUCUAUCUUAUCCCAAAGUCUGCACCACAAAGAGAGGGGGAGGGUACAUCAGGAGGGUAGGAACGUAAUGUCUUACUUCCCCCGAGACAGGAAAUGUAUAGAGUUACUGCUGAAUAUUAAGAGUCACAAGUUGAAGAUUGAUGGCACGACCUAUAAGCUCACAUUCCAAAAAUGGAUGUUUCCUGACGAGAUUCAGACGACCAAAGUCGAGGAUGAGGGGCCUCCCGUCCAUUUCCUCGCUGUUGCCGAGUACGCAAGGGAUCUGCUUCCUCCGUCCCAGGAUAUCAGGGACCGCAUUAGUUGGAUGGUCAGGUUCGAGCAGCUGCAGGAGGGGUCAGGCUGGGUGAUCCUCACAGUUUUCGGUAUCAUGUUGGGCUCCUUCGGCGACUCCAUGAAGAGAAACGAGUUGUGGUGUGCCGUGGCUGUCUUCAUGUUGGAGGCGCUGCUGAAGUUUUUCCGGUCGUUCGUGUACAAWCACUACACAAAAGGCGUUCCUUGCGCGUUUGUCGUCAUGCAGCUGAUCGAGAAAYACGACCACGAAUGGUACCUGAUGGYUGUCUGGUCUUUGCGGUUUGUGGGACUCCURGGCCAGCUAGGCCUAUCCAUCGCGCUAGCGAUCAACAACCGCCACAAGCAUCGCACGAGACUGUACGAGCUGUUCGAGCUCGGUUACAGUGUCCUGCUCUGGCAGGCUCUCCUCUCCAUCGUCAUCGCAGGGAUCAACCUCCUGAGCGCCGCGGUGCGACAACCAUCGCCGGAGCUGCAGGAGAACGCAAUGGGCGGGUUGCUCCACCUCUCCCAUUACCACGGAAUCAAGGAGUUGGUCUUCUCUGGGAAAGAGGGCAAAACCCGCAUCGAGCAMGUGGUACAAAUGGCCGCCAACGCCUUGACAAACAACACCUGUCUGUAUGCGCUGUACCUUCUGGGGGUCAUCGUGUUCCCGGCCCGRGGGUAUGCCAGUUAUCAGCACCUUGACUCCGUGAGGAGCUUCGAGGAGCUUGACAGAUGGGCUGCAGGCCCGACGCAGAGGCCCCGGCGUCGCCGAGAGUCGCUGGACAUCAACGGYGGCGUCCASCGGCUGUGGAUCCAGCCCGCCCGCGCCUGCUUUCGAGAGUCGAGAGCGCUUCCCGAGCUGAUUAAUCUGGCGCUGUCGCAGGGAAGCUCUCGCGAUUCCAAGGAGUUGAUUGCUUUCGUGCUGGCAUCCUACUACGUCCUGGGAGCCGACAACCUGUUCCCCUUCGAGAUCAAGGAGCUGACGCGCUUCCUGCAGGUAAGAUACUACACGUCGCCUCACGAGCUCCACUACACGGCGAUGUUGAUGUGCGACCUCAUCUUGUCCUUUCUUUACCGUCUUCGUGAACAUCCUAUACCCGGCAAGGAUUACGUGACGUACCUUGCUAACGAUUGCCGCGUGGAGCUAUACACAGAUCUUGUCCGCCUUCAGCUGGAAUCCUGGGGCGGAGCUACGUUCACCGUCAACGCCAGAGCCACUGUUAUCGGACGAACUGCCACGUGGCAGCAGUUCGCCGUUCCCUUGUCUAAGGACGGCCACACUUGUCCUGGUGUAGAGCGGGUGUUCCGAGCUCCCGCGAGAUUGAUGGCUUACGUUCUCGCUCAUCACUAUGAUCUUCUCAGAGAUGAGAUUCGCGAUGUGUACGAGGACGACAUGCGAACCGGGAGAUCGCCAGACAUUAACGACGAGGAGAAGAACGAGCUGUAUUUGGCGGGAACCACCGUCGCCGCAUUUGGGUUGGCCGGACUAGUCACCAGCGGGGAAUCGAAAAGGACCAAAUGCAAUGCAUGUACUGCACUGCAAUGUAUGGCUGUCGAUGCUGAGCUCGACCUGUUCCCUUACGUCCUUGGGGCGUGCAGAUGGCACCAGAGGUACAACCGCCUCAUCGACACACGUGGGGUUGAAGAACACCCCCCCCUGCACGAGCUUCGAGAAAGGCUCCUAGUGCGGGAGAACCUGGCUUUUGGUAUCACACACUAACAAGGGCGGGUGAAUGUACCUGGCUACACCACUCUCCACAUGCACAAAAGUGAAAAAAAUUGGCAAUGUAAUGUAUCU